Molecule: messenger RNA, 1891 nt
Organism: Notodromas monacha
Lineage: Eukaryota; Metazoa; Arthropoda; Ostracoda; Podocopida; Cyprididae
Source: the annotation of a GenBank genome assembly
AUUGUUCAUCUUUUGAGACGUAGACGAAAAGUUAUCCGACGACGGAAAAAAGUGGCGCGAAUAUGAGUGACUCCGCGGCAAUCCGUGUGACCCUCAACCCUGAUCGUUCUUUGUUGAACGCAGACUUUGAGACGUACAAACUAUCUUUAGACCCUCUUCCGAAGUAUGAAAUAGAAUUACGGAAUGAGUCCAAGGUCCAGCGGUCAAAGGUUGCAGAAAACGAUGAUUUCACUUUGCAGUUUGUUUCGCUGCAACGCUUGCACAAUCAUCUCGUGAGCGAUCCGUGGGUUGGAAAUUCUGUCGUUUAUUUCGUCGAUGCUAGCUUUCGGGUGAACUGCUGCUCUGAGACUGACAUGAGGAAAAGCUGCGAGAGCGAUGUAUUGAAGUGUCGAGCUCAAUUACCGAAACCGCAUCAAAUAGAGAAGCUACGAUACCAUCCAACGAUCGCGUUUCCUUCUCCAGAAUUCGCUUUAGUUGCCUGCGGGACCACAUAUCUCUGGCUUUUCAACACAGGAAAAAGGACUGUCGAUAAUUCAGAAUCCGGGCAAUGGGAGCUUCUGGAAGAAUUUGACUACGCCGAUAUCGUGAACGAUGGAUUUAUGUUGAAAGAUGCGACUUACUCUAAAGUGAUGGAAAAAGAAUUCGUGUCUUGCUUGCUAGUGCACGUUGAUUUGAACGCUAAAAAAGAGUUGUUGGCCAUUCCUGAAUUUGAUUCAAGUGCUUUUGUAACAUUAAUCGACUGGAUUGUUGUUGCACGGAAUUCUCCGGAAGGGGCGUGGGAAGAAAUCAGUCGUCGUCGUUUGGGUGGGAAGCACGCUUUGCUACUAGCGGCAUUGGAAACGUUCGAUGAAUCGAGUGACGCCCUCAUCCUCGCAAGUGAAGGGGCAGAAUUCAGAAUGUUAUUCGACACUGCCACUGGGGUUAUUCCUGUCGAUAAAUCAAAUGAAAACGGAGCUGUCGAAGAGCCAGAGCCUCUCUAUGAAUGGAACCAAAAUGCCGACACUGUCACAGUGACCAUGAAAUUGCCUGAUGUGGUGUCAAAGUCUGAAGUUAAUGCUGACGGGGAUGGCAUGUGGAGAGAGCUAAUAAAAAAAUGCAAGAGGGGUAAAGAAACUGUUGAUCCUGAGGUAGCUGCUGCUGUACACGAAAGACUCGCUCAUCUCACGUCAGAAACUCUGGUAUCUGAAGCUGAGCCGGGAUCUGGCAUAGGACUUAACCAAAUGGAGGAGUGCGACGAUUUGCCUUUAGAAACAUCUACGCUCGCGCGAUUUGUUUGCGAAAAGGAUGGGGGAUGCCAUAUCUCACAUAAGGCUUCAUUGAGCUCGCAUCAGUGGAUCUUCUCGACGAAACUUACCCCGGAAAGCCUUCCAGUAGUCUGCCUCCGUCACGAUGUUGAUGCUAUUGUCUGGGAAUUCAAGGAAAAUGAGCCGGACUGUUGGAACGCGUCUCAUAUUGGUACCUUCGAUGCCUUUGGUUACGUUUUUGCCUCCAAGGAGAACCGCAAGUACACUGUUUGCCCCCCUGACAUGUCUUACGUUGCCAUUUGCGAUUCUGCAACGCAUUGUUACAUCUACCGUAAGGUGAAUUCUUAUUCGGAGUUGAAAAAUCGCAAAAGCGGUAAGCAUCUGCCAACGGUUGCAAAGCAGUUCGUAUUAACAUUGAAGCACGAAGAAGUUCUUGGAGCAGUUGCAGCUGUGGAGGGAUUGUUUGUUAUGACGGAUUCCGCGUUGAAUUAUGUGGCCCUCACUGGCUGUUGAAACGUUCGUUUCUAAUGCCACUCUGAAAGUUUGUUGAACUACGUUCCUAAAUUGAUCCUCAUGUUCACUUUUUCUGGGCGUUUUUGUCUUGAUUGUAGUGAUGCUGACAAUUUUGAGCUUCGAUACUUUCCCAA